This is a messenger RNA of Dromiciops gliroides (monito del monte), 1719 nucleotides long. RefSeq names its product CD151 molecule (Raph blood group) (gene CD151). The coding region runs from base 328 to 1089 and encodes 253 amino acids. The record is from RefSeq and is a predicted model, not a curated record. Gene Ontology annotation, cellular component: membrane. The transcript has 9 exons. NCBI's taxonomy places the organism in Eukaryota, Metazoa, Chordata, Mammalia, Microbiotheria, Microbiotheriidae.
UGGGGCCUGGGCCCCAGGCCUCACAUUCCGUCCGGUCCCAUCCCCGCCCCAUCCCUCCACGGGAGCCGCUGCCGCCUCCUCCGCGCUCAGGCCGCACGCAGAAGCCGGCUCCUCUCCAGAGUAUCUCCCCCUUCAUCCUCUGGCCCCAGAGAAGCCUCCCCCCCACCAGGCUAGAGGGUUGGUAGCCACAGGCUCAGAGUGACUUCUUCCAGCUCUCGUUGUCCCUUUCUUCAAACCAGGUGUACAGGAAGGGCUUGGGAGGGCCUGCCUGCUCCCUUAGGUGCCCCCUUUGACGAGGCGGCCUUCUCCCCACCCUGGGCUCUCAAGAUGGGCGAGUAUAACGAGAAGAAGGAGACAUGUGGUACCAUCUGCCUGAAAUACCUGCUCUUCACCUUCAACUGCUGCUUCUGGCUGGCCGGCCUGUCUGUCAUGGCCGUGGGCAUCUGGACGCUGGCCCUCAAGAGUGACUAUAUCAGCCUCCUGGCUUCCAACACUUAUCUGGCCACGGCCUAUAUCCUGGUGGUGGCCGGAGCCGUGGUCAUGGUAACGGGCAUCCUGGGGUGCUGUGCCACCUUCAAGGAGAGGAGGAAUCUGCUUCGGCUGUACUUCAUUCUUCUGCUCAUCAUCUUCCUCCUCGAGGUCAUUGCGGGCAUCCUGGCUUACAUCUACUACCAGCAGUUGAGCUUGGAGCUGAAGGAUAACCUUAAGGAUACCAUGGUCCAGAAAUACCGCCAGCCCGGCCAGGAAGGGGUGACUGCGGCUGUGGACAAGCUGCAGCAGAAGUUCAAAUGCUGUGGGAGCAACAAUUCCCGGGACUGGCAGGAGAGCGUGUGGAUUCAGUCGGCAGAGGCUGAGCACCGCAAGUUUCCAGACAGCUGCUGUAAGACCGUGGUGGAAGGCUGUGGCCAGCGGGACCACGCGUCCAACAUCUAUAAAGUGGAGGGCGGCUGCAUCACCAAACUGGAGACCUUCAUACAGGAUCACCUGAAGAUCAUCGGGGCUGUGGGCCUGGGCAUUGCCUGCGUACAGAUCUUUGGAAUGAUUUUCACCUGCUGUCUGUACAAAAGCCUGAAGUUGGAACAUUACUAGGCCCUGGCCCCGGGCACAGGUGCCUGGCCUGCUGCCCGAGGGCAUCAUCCUGCCUCCCACUAAGUUAUUCCCACCCACCCUCCUUUCUUUUUAUUACCCAAGCUAUUCAGGCCAAGUGUGACUACUGCAGAAAGACUACUGCCUGGGGGCCCUGCCUGCCUCCCACCCUGGGGUGGGGGAGGGGGCCAGCAUAUGGGGUGUCCCCCUACCCUAGUGGGGAAGGGGGGUGGGCAGAGCUGGAAGGAAAGGUCCCCCUGAUUAAGGGGGGGCCUCCUUGUCUCCAAAAGUCCCUAGGUUGACCCCUGAACCUCAGCCCUGUGACCCCAGGGGUGGAUUCAAGUGCCUUGCCGGUCUCUGGCCCAAUUACCCCCUCACUCAAGGCUCUCAAUUAGACUGUCUGGGGAACCUCUGGGGCCCACUCCCCCCUGGCCUGGGGGAGGCCAGUGUGUCUGUGUUGUUGGGGGGUGCAGAUGGGCUGCAGGCCCUGGGGUCCUGAGGCUCAACCAGGCUCCCCCAAGAGAGAUUAGAUGUCAGUCUGGGAGUGGGUUUGGACAAUUGGGGAGACUCCGGAGGUGCCUUCCAACUCCUUCUGUGAUUCUGGGAUGUUUAAGUAAAACCCACCCCCCCUUC